Messenger RNA from Sycon ciliatum, 1971 nucleotides. Its product is annotated as 2-aminoethylphosphonate dioxygenase-like. Bases 129 to 1064 code for a protein of 311 amino acids. The record is from RefSeq and is a predicted model, not a curated record. The transcript is spliced from 5 exons. Lineage: Eukaryota; Metazoa; Porifera; Calcarea; Leucosolenida; Sycettidae.
ACGCGCGACUGGCUGACUUGAGUUGAGUUGAGGCAGUGCAGUACAGUCAGCAGAUCUACGUCUUUCAGUGUAGUGUAUUUUCUGUCACCCACGAGCUCUGAACUCAACUCUGACUGAAGACAAAGAGGAUGGCACUCCUUUGUCCCGCACCCGGCCAGGGCCGUGGUUUACUGCACGCUGUACGGCUCAUCGGCUUUUCCAGGCCUGGGCUGUCGGUACGAUGUGCCAGCACCGGAGCUUCGACCCAGGCUUUGUCAUUAUUCAACGAACCUCAGCUGGAGCAUUUCCAUAGUCAUGGAUUUCUCAAGGCCAGCGGAGACUUCCUCACCGCCGACGAGCGACAGAAUGUCAUCCGAUGGACCGCGGAGAUGAAGGAUUGGCCAGAACAAAAAGGUAAAUGGAUGAAAUACUUUGAGAAGAGUCCACAGGACGAGCGUGUGUUAUGCCGAGUCGAGAACUUCCUUCCGUAUCACGACGGGGCCCGCGACCUCGUCCGUGGCAAGAUUACGCGGGCUAUCAGUGAACUGAUGGGAGAGGAGGCUAUCUUAUACAAAGAGAAGAUCAACUUCAAGCUGCCUGGAGCUAAGGGAUUCCCUCCACACCAGGAUGCACCGGCGUACAUCACAUUCGGAAUGGACUACCACGUGACCUGCAUGAUCGCCGCCGAACCUGCUACCCUGGAGAAUGGCUGUUUAGAACUGGUGCCAUGGAAACGUGACCAGGGCGUCCUACCGCACCCAGAGGGCUCACUACCGGCGGACCGCGUGUCCGAGUGGAAUCGCAACAACACCUGGGUGCAGCUGACCUGCGAAGCCGGCGACGUGUUCUUCUUCAGCUCUCUGGUACCGCACCGCAGUCAGGACAAUCGCUCAGCGGAGCGCAGUCGAAGCAUCUACUACCUGACGUUUAAUCCUCUUCGUGACGGCGAUCGCCGUGACGGAUACUACACCGACAAGCGCCUGCAGUUCCCGCCGGAUGCUGAUAAAGUCCCCGGUGUAGACUAUAGCCAGGGUGCCGCCAUAUACAACCUCUCCACGCCCAUUCCCAGCCGGGAAAGCGGGUGAGCGUGAGGAGCACGAUUAGCCAGGUGGCCCGCUACCGGCGGACGCACUUGUUCCGCUUUGCUUUCGGCCGGUCUCUCUAUCUAUCUAUCUAUCUCUAUCGUCCGCAGAUUAAGUAUCAGCCUCUAUCUAUCUCUCCUCUUUCUUCCUCCUUUCUUGAAGUUGAUGUCCUGUUUGUUUUUCUCUGAUUCAGCAAUGGUGGCUCUAUUGGCCGUGGUGUGAGAUCUUUUAUUCCUUUCCUCAACGAUUGCAUAAACACAUUGUUAGCACUUAUCAGUCAACUGGGCCCGUGGGCCUGAUUUCUUCUAGUUUUGCUGAUUACCAACGUGCAGCGGCGUCAUUUUACAGAUGUCGACUGCACACCCAGGCUGUUUUCUCCUCUCUUUGAGCUUCCUCUGUCUCUUUCUGACUUUUCAUAUUCCUCCACAGUUCACGUAUGUAUUGGCAGCAUGGUGGUGCUAUAAAACUCGAAUCGCUUUAUCGAUCUUAUCUCUGCACUGCUACAAGUACAUAAAUACAUGUAUAAUUAUCAUCAUCUGACUUUUAAGUUUCUUUCUUCUCUGUUGGCAGUAGAUGUUCCAUUCUCUGUUGCUCUGUGCCCUUUUGCUCUGCACAAUACUAUAAUACUAUCUCUUUCUACUCUGUUACCAGUAGAUGUUCUAAUUUCUGCUGCUCUGUGCUCUGCACAAUACUAUAAUGGUACUGUCUCUUUCUACUCUGUUGCCAGUAGAUGUUCUAAUUUCUGCUGCUCUGUGCUCUGCACAGUACUAUAAUGUAGUAUUGUGGACACACCUGCGGUUGACCUACUCUGUCAGCUGCGCAUUCCUCGUCAUUAUUCUCUCUUUCUCUGUGCAGGCACGGUGUCUGUAUUCGUAUGUGGUGCAGUGAUAUUUUUACUGCUCAGAAACAA